Messenger RNA from Panonychus citri (citrus red mite), 1674 nucleotides. RefSeq lists its product as uncharacterized. The transcript is spliced from 2 exons. Gene Ontology annotation, cellular component: extracellular region. The record is from RefSeq and is a predicted model, not a curated record. Gene Ontology annotation, molecular function: hormone activity. Lineage: Eukaryota; Metazoa; Arthropoda; Arachnida; Trombidiformes; Tetranychidae. The coding region runs from base 563 to 1069 and encodes 168 amino acids.
AAGUAAAAAAAACUUAUACUCGUAUUAACAUUGAUUAUGAUUAAUUGAAACUUGCUCAGUAAUCAAACUACAUCAUCAUCUUAAUCAUCAACAUCAGUGUGAACAUUACAAUGGUUUAAUCAACAGACACAUUUACUUUGAUUUAAUAUAUAUAAGAACAAGAAUCAAGUUAAUUUAGUUUGACUCUUUUAAUUUAGUUACCAACAACAACUUUUUUUUGUCUCAGUUUGUGUGUUAACAAUUGAAUUUAAUCAACAGCGAAACAAAAUAAACAAAUUGUUCAUGUGAAUUAAACAAUUGUGAUAAUAUUUACAAUUUAUAUUUUAUAUAUUAUAUUUUUUCAUUGGAACAAUUAAGAAAAAUAGAAUUGAAUUAAUUAAUUCUAAUCUUGAAAAGAAUUAUUUUUUUUCUCUCUCUCUCUCUCUCUCUCUCUCAGUGUUUCCAUUUUAGAUUUUCUAAUUCAGUUUUAAUUGUUUGUUGAUUGUUGAUACAUUUUAGUGAAUUUUAGAUUCUCAUUUGAUUUGGUUAACUAAUUUGUGUCCAAACGAAAUCGAUAAUAAUUAUGAUUCAAUUAACUCGGUGUUUCUCAAUUGUUUUAUUAACAAUUCUAAUUAUCGUUGGUUACCUUUGCCCGCCACUUACUCCGCUUCCUCAACGAACCGGGUCAGAGUUCAUCCAUCAACGGAUCUUAAGGUCACAACGAAUUCAAAAAUGUGGCCGAAGCUUAAUGGAUAUUCAUCAAUUGAUCUGUUCGGGUGCCGCUCCAAGUAAACGGAACCUUAAUGAAGAGACAUGGUUGUUACAGGCAAAUUUAGGACCUUGGCCGAAAGAUUUGUUACUCGAAAAGUCGGACGAUGAUAAUGACCUGGAAUCGAAUGAUUUUCUCGAUUCUAAAACAGCUUUGGCUCUAUUUGGUUCGAGUCGUGGGUCGGGUCGCGGUGGACCAAGUGAGGAUAGUCAGUUAUUUUUCAGAAGUCUUCGUGCCGAAGGUCACAAAUUGGUCGAGGAGUGUUGUCACAAAUCGUGUUCACUUGAUGAACUGAGAGCCUAUUGUCGUCCACGUAGAUGAAUUAUGGUUAUUGACAAUUAACUUAACCAAUUCUUCAAUUAAAAAGACGAAGAUCAACAACUAAGUCAAUUAAAAAACAAACAAUUAACUUUAUUCCUUCAAAUCUACUCUAAUUACGAAUUUAACAAACCUAAUACUUACAACACAAUUAACUAGAAAAUUAUCAUUUUAAUCAAAGGAAAAUUGAUUCUCCCUCUCUCAAAGUGACCAAUCAAUCCUCACAAUUUAAAUCCAAUCCAAGAAAAUCAAUUAAUUCACUUUCGAUCUAAAAUUGUUUACAUUUACUUUUUCGUCAAUUGUUUCAAUUGCUCCAAUUUUCAUCACUCUCCUCUCUCUCUCUCUCUCUCUCUCUUUCUCUCCCACUUUCUCUUCAUAUCUCACCAUUUCCUUUUCCUCUUUGUCCUUCACUUUUAAUCAACUAGAAAUUAAUUAAUCUCUUAAAUUAAUCUCCUUAAUCCUUUGUUCAUUUUUCCUUCUCAAUUUGAAAGUCUAAUGAACAAAUGAACACAUAAAAUAAGAAAUCCAAGCAAUCAAAUUUGAUUCGUCUUUCUAAUUAUAAAUCAUUUUCCAAUCUCACCAACAAUCAAUAAAGAGCUUGAUUCGUU